Molecule: messenger RNA, 2068 nt
Organism: Physeter macrocephalus (sperm whale)
Lineage: Eukaryota; Metazoa; Chordata; Mammalia; Artiodactyla; Physeteridae
Gene: SLC16A4
Product: solute carrier family 16 member 4
Biological process (GO): transmembrane transport; monocarboxylic acid transport
Cellular component (GO): plasma membrane
Molecular function (GO): monocarboxylic acid transmembrane transporter activity
Source: RefSeq, a predicted model, not a curated record
AUGCUGAAGAGGGAGGGGCAGGUCCGACCCUACACGAAAACCCUGGAUGGAGGUUGGGGAUGGAUGGUUGUGUUUCAUUUCUUCCUGGUAAAUGUGUUCGUGAUGGGGAUGACCAAGACUUUUGCAAUUUUCUUUGUGGUUUUUCAAGAAGAGUUUGAAGGCACCUCAGAGCAAACUGGUUGGAUUGGAUCCAUCAUGUCAUCACUUCGUUUUUCUGCAGGUCCCCUAGUUGCUGUUAUUUGUGACAUAAUUGGAGAGAAAACUGCCUCCCUUCUUGGGGCUUUCCUUGUUACUGGUGGAUAUGUGAUCAGCAGCUGGGCUACAAGCAUUCCCUUUCUUUGUGUGACUAUGGGAUUUUUACCUGGUUUGGGUUCUGCUUUCUUGUACCAAGUCGCUGCUGUGGUCACUACCAAAUACUUCAAAAAACGAUUAGCUCUUUCUACAGCUAUUGCCCGUUCAGGGAUGGGACUGACAUUUCUGUUAGCGCCUUUUACAAAAGUCCUGAUAGAUCUAUAUGACUGGACAGGUGCCCUUAUAUUAUUUGGAGCAAUCACAUUGCAUUUGGUGCCUUCUAGUAUGCUCUUGAGACCCAUCCAUAUCAAAAGCGAGAGCAAUUCCGAUAUUAAAGAUAAAAGUAGCAGUUUGUCUGCAAGUGGUCCAGAGGCAGCGUGUGGGACAGAAACAACAUGCUGCAAUGAGAUACAAAAGUCUGCCAUGAGGGACAAUACUAUGCAGGAUGGACAACCUGGUAUAAGUUUAACAGUCUCACAAAAUCAAAAUGAAGAGUUCAACAAUGAACCUAACAGGAACAGACUCUUCCGAAAAACUAAUGAAGAAAGUUAUGGGAAAAAGGCUAUUUUGUGGAGCUGCAAACAAAAACUCUUUGAUUUUUCUCUCCUUAAGAAUCCUUUUUUCUACAUAUUUACGUGGUCUUUUCUCCUCAGUCAGUUGGCAUAUUUCAUCCCUACCUUUCACCUGGUAGCCAGAGCCAAAACACUGGGGAUUAAUAUCAUGGAUGCCUCCUACCUUGUUUCUGUAGCUGGUAUCACUGAGACAGUCAGUCAGAUUAUCUCCGGAUGGGUUGCUGAUCAAAACUGGAUCAAGAAGUAUCAUUACCACAAGUCUUACCUCAUCCUCUGCGGCAUCAGUAACCUGCUUGCUCCUUUUGCCACCACAUUUCCACUACUUAUGACCUAUACCAUCUUCUUUGCCAUUUUCUCCGGUGGUUACCUGGCAUUGAUACUUCCUGUACUGGUUGAUCUGUCUGGGAAUUCUAUGGUACACAGGUUCUUGGGGCUUGCCAGUUUCUUUGCUGGGAUGGCUGUCCUUUCUGGACCACCUUUAGCAGGCUGGUUAUAUGAUUAUACCCAGACAUACACCGGCUCCUUCUACUUCUCGGGCAUAUGCUAUCUCCUCUCUUCAGUUUCCCUUUUCUUUGUACCAUUGGCUGAGAGAUGGAAAAACAGUCUACCAGAAAGAGAGGACUGCAAUCAAGCGAGAGCUUAACAAAAGAAAGUCUAAACUAAAAGUCACUGGAAACAAAAGCAUGGAAGAAAAGUACCCGCAUUUGUAAACUAAGAAGGUGAACCACAUAAUUUUUUAAGGUUCCUUUUUGCUUUAGCAGUCUGAAGAAUGUCUAACUGGUGGUAAGAAAAGAGUAAUAGCAACUUAAAUUAAACUCUUUGUUAGUAUUUAAUCAAAUAGGCUAAAAUUUUAAUCAGUUGAAGCAGUUACUUUAGAUAUUAAAUGAAAAUCAGAAUGUACUGUAAUAAUAAAUUAACCAAACUCUCAGUUGUGCCAUGGUAGUUCAGUCGCAAAAAUAUGUAAAGACAGAAAACCAUUUUCCUUCAUAUAAAGCAGUAUUAAACAGUCAUUGAACUCUGGAAUCUGAAUGAACAUUGAAACAUUGUUUAGUGACUGGAAGAGUAUACACCUCCCAAAUAGUUUAUCUUUGCUUCUUAACUAGAGAUAAUCUUUGUUUUCUUUUCAUCAUUUUGUUUCUUAAGUUUUCUAUAAUAAACAUGUAUUGCUAUGUAAUAAAAAAUAAAUAAGAACUGCUAAAAAAAGA